This is a messenger RNA of Solanum stenotomum, 621 nucleotides long. RefSeq lists its product as uncharacterized. The record is from RefSeq and is a predicted model, not a curated record. Bases 1 to 621 code for a protein of 206 amino acids. The transcript has a single exon. NCBI's taxonomy places the organism in Eukaryota, Viridiplantae, Streptophyta, Magnoliopsida, Solanales, Solanaceae.
AUGAGUGUGAAGGAAUCUGCUUUAAGGUUCACACAAUUGUCGAAGUAUGCACCAACUAUAGUUGUCGACUCUAGGGCAAGGAUGAGCAAGUUCAUUUUGGGAGUGUCCGAAUUGGUAGUGAAAGAAUGUCGUAUAGCUAUCCUUGUCCAUGAUAUGGACAUCUCUCAUCUUAUGGUUCAUGCCCAACAGAUUGAAGAGGAAAAACUUAAGGAGAGGUCUAGGGAGACAAAGAGGGCAAGAAUCUAUAAUGGUAACUCUUCAUACUCUAGGUCCGGUGGACGUGGUCAUUCAAGGUUUCGACAAAGGUUUUUCGGUCAAGGUUCCUCCAAUGCUCCUAAUUUCAACGCAAAUAGUGUAUCUAACCCUAAACCUCAAGGAGGGAAUGUUAAUAGGUCAUUGUUCCCAAAUUGUGCUAAGUGUGUAAGGAAGCAUGAUGGUAAAGGUCUAACGAGUUCCAAUGCUUAUUUUGGUUGUGGUAAGAUGGACCACAAGAUAAGAGAUUUUCCUUCAGUUGCUAACAAUGUAGGAGAUAAACGUCGUAGGGCUCAACCCUAUCCUUCAUCCGGUACAAGUGGUUCAGUUUCGAAUGCUCAUAAGAAAAAUAUGUUUUAUGCACUUUAG